Messenger RNA from Apis mellifera (honey bee), 5258 nucleotides. RefSeq names its product tyrosine-protein kinase CSK. The record is from RefSeq and is a predicted model, not a curated record. The coding region runs from base 890 to 2371 and encodes 493 amino acids. The transcript is spliced from 11 exons. Gene Ontology annotation, biological process: protein phosphorylation. NCBI's taxonomy places the organism in Eukaryota, Metazoa, Arthropoda, Insecta, Hymenoptera, Apidae. Gene Ontology annotation, molecular function: ATP binding; protein tyrosine kinase activity.
AAAAUGUUCUUCACUCAGAUUGUGUGUAGCAAAAUGGCCGCCCGACCAAAGUGAGUGUGACGUUUCGUGAGGUGAUUGCAUCGUUGUUUUAAGUGGUUUUUACGAAUAUUCGUUCAUGUGACAUAGUGUUAUUGUGUUUCCUGUGAUUAUCCGCAGGUCUGUGAAGAAAAUUCGAAUAUUCGAUAAGAACUCAGAAGCGGAGUGAGAGGAAACGACCGCAACCUUGUGCUGAAUGUUACGAGACGCUUGCGCUGAAUGAUCAAAUGUUAUCGGUCGAAUACUGCUCCCAUUUUACAAAAAAUGCUAUUGAAAUUGAUUAUUUCACGAGAAUUAGGGGAAAAUAUUCGAAGGAUGGACAAUCAAUCUGAAGUAUAGGAAAUAUACAUGUAUCUAUUCAUAGAGCUUGAAAAACAUUGAGAUCUCAAAUGAAAUACGUAGUGGAUUUUUUGCGGCGUAAAAUGUUUCUCUACAAACCAGAUACAAUCGUAAACGCAUUAUAAUGGUCGUAAAUCACUUUAAAUAACCUUGAAAGACCUCGAGAAACCAACAUAUUUUAACGUGUUAUGAGGUUAAGGACGUUGCGCGAAUCCAUGUGAAUAGAGGAAACCGGACGAGAGGUUGGCUUGAGUGGCGAUGCUUGUAAUGGACAUGAAUGUACAUUCGCGUUGGUUUGCCGGCCGUUUUGAAAAUACACGCGGAAUGAUUCACCUCUCACGCAUGUCCAAUGUCUAUCGUUGAGUCUAGCGCAUUAUAAUGCGGACGGAACGAGUGGAUAGUGCGCGCGUUGGAACAAUGGCCACUUAAACUAACUAGCUGAUUAAAUGCUCACCUCAGUCACCACGGAUGCACGAUUAAAUAUGGAUUCGCACAAGCCACUGCGGGAGUUGCGAUGCCAACGUAUCACAAUGCGGGUGGUGGAUACCCGAAUGUGUCAGCGCCAGCGCGGCAAGCGAAGCUCGAUGGCAAUCAAAAUCACCAUACGAUCCCCUCAAACGUAACGUCCCAUCCCCUUAUACAAAAUAGCACGCAACACAACGUUCCUUCCAACUUAUCUGCAAGUAACAUUCCGUCCCAUCCAGUAUCACCGACGAUGACUACGCAUUCGAACGUCACCACUCCUAAUAUAACCAGUCACAUGAAUACCGGAUCAACGCCGGUAAUCCUCACUUCGAAUGUCACGAAUCCUAGCAAUCCUGCUGCGUUAUCGGUGAAUCCGAGGCACGAGGUCAAACUGAACGCUAUGCCAUGGUUCCACGGGAAGAUAUCAAGGGAAACUGCCGAACGAUUGUUGCGGCCGCGCGAAGACGGCCUGUUCCUAGUCCGGGAGUCGACGAAUUUCCCCGGCGACUAUACGCUGUGCGUGUGUUAUCAGGGUCGUGUACAACAUUACAGAGUGAAAUACAAGAACAAUCAAUUGACUAUCGACGACGAGGAAUUUUUCGAAAAUUUGGCCUUGCUGGUCGAGCAUUAUGAACAGGAUGCGGAUGGGUUAUGUACGCAAUUGACAAAAUCCUUACCGAAAGAAGGCAAACAGGAUUUCUGUGUGGAUUUAAAGGCUUUCGUAAAGGCUGGUUGGGUAAUACAGACCCACGAGUUAGAAUUGAGGGAAUGUAUCGGGAAAGGAGAGUUCGGUGAUGUGUUAUUGGGCGUUUAUCGAGGCGAAAGGGUCGCUGUGAAAAUGCUAAAAGACAACAGUGAGGCGGCACAGAGGUUUCUGGCUGAAGCAAGUUUGAUGACUUCAUUGAUCCACGAUAAUCUAGUCAAACUGCUCGGCCUUGUUUUCAAUAAUCAACACAUGUACCUGGUUACGGAAUAUAUGAGCAAAGGAUCCCUGGUGGAUUACUUGAGAUCAAGAGGGAGAUUGCAUGUUUCUAAGAAAGAUCAGAUUAAUUUCGCGUACGACACUUGCGCAGGUAUGGCAUAUUUAGAAUCUAGACACGUAGUACACAGAGAUCUGGCCGCGAGAAACGUUCUCGUCGCGGAGGAUAAUUCGGCAAAAGUGUCAGAUUUCGGUUUAGCACGGGAUGAAAAUUUUUCUCUUGAAGGAGGAAAACUUCCCAUCAAGUGGACUGCACCAGAGGCUUUAAAGCAAAAUAAGUUUUCAAAUAAGUCUGAUAUGUGGAGUUUUGGAAUACUUUUAUGGGAAAUUUAUUCCUUUGGACGUGUACCAUAUCCACGAAUUCCAUUAGCAGAUGUUGUAAAAUGUGUAGAAAAGGGAUAUAAAAUGGAGCCACCAGAUGGUUGUCCGCAUGAAGUUUAUGAUAUUAUGAGACAAGCAUGGGACUUACAACCUGAAAAACGACCUACUUUUUAUGAUAUAAAACUUGUAUUGGGUCAACUAAAAGCUGAAUACACCAAAGGUGUAAAUUAAAAAAAAAAAAAAAAAAGAAAAAAAGAAAAAAAAAGAAAAGAAAGAAAAAAUAGAAAAGAAAUGCUACUUAUCAUCGUAGAUUAAUGUAGAAAAGAUAGAGAAAAUGGAAUUAGCGUUUUUGGAACUUUUUUUAAAUCUGGGGCAAAAGUAGUGGCUCUAAAUACUUUUUGCUAGAAAAAACAAUUUUCUAUUGUACAUUUUUAUUGUACAAAAGUAGCAUCUACAUUGCUUGUAUUUAUUGUUAUUAUUAUUGCUAUUAUUAUUAUUAUUAUUAAUAUUAUUAUCAUUAAUAUUAUUUUUAAAGAUAUAUUUUUAAUUUUUUCUUAUAUGAAAAUAAUUUGCAUACAUAAAUUAACAUACAUCAAUCGUGCCUUUGGCCAAGUUGUAAUUCUUGAAUAAAAGAAGUUCAACUUGUACAUCAGAAAUUCAGGUAGUACUUGAAAAGAUAUUCAGAAUUUAAAUAUUUUAUUUUUUUUCUUUUUUUUUUUUUUUUUUUUUUUUUUGAAGUAUUUUCUUUUACAGUCACAUUAUUAUAAAGUCGAGAAUGGCAGUUUUUAUAAAACUGUUUAAUCUCGUGAUUUUUGAAUAAUUUUAUCAUUUUUAUGACUCGAAAUAUAUUUCCAAGUGUAAGAAGCGCCUUACAUUGAACUGAAUUUAAAGAUGAAGAAUUAUUCACUACAAAUAUCUAUUAUAAAAUAAUCUUUUGGACUUAACUUAUAUAAGGGUGGAUAUUCGAAUUUUUUCACUUAUAUGUAACGAUAGAAGAGAAAAAGAUAACUAGAUUUUUAUUAUCAACUAUUUGUCACAGAGAUCUUUGUAUCGUAUUAUAGCAAAUGUAGAUUACAAGUACUUGUUAGUUAUAUAAGUUUUUUUUUAAUCAAAGAUUUAUCAUAAGAAGUAUUAAUUUUUGACUAAAUUAUUGAAACCAUUAUAUACAAUUAUUUAAGUUAUCUCGUGAGAUAUUUGAAUAUAUAUUAGCGAUGUAAAUGUAUUUGUAAAUACUUUUGUACAUAUCCGAUUAUCAGAAAAGGAAAAUAAGAAUUAAUAUUUCAAGUACAGAUUGAUAUUGGUUAGAAGAUUUAACACGGAUUGUGCAUAUUGUUUGUUUUAAAUUUUUAAGGUGGUUAUUUUAUACAAAUGUCCAUAUUUUAAUUGCACCAUACAAUGAUAUAAAAAGAUCGGAUAAUUAUAUAUUUAAAAUAAUUAAAUCAUAGACCUUUCGUGUUAUUCUAUAUCUUCCUUUGUAAUAUAGGAGCCACGACUUAUUUAAUACUUUUUCCAAUGGUUAUAACGGACUAAUGAUAUUUAUUCGUAGAUGAUAGGAAGCUUCAAGCGAAAUAGAAAAAAAUAUAACAAUAUUGAAUCAUUGAAUAAAUAAUUUCUUAAAAAAACUGUGAAUGAUUGGUAUAUAAUGCUUUUUAUUUUGAGCAAAUAACAUUUCUUUUAAUAAUAUGUUUUUCGUUUUUAAAUAUUUAAUUAUAUUUAUAUAUAUAUAAUUUCUAUCAGUAUAUAGAAAAUCAAAGCUAAUACACUCAGUUCCUCGCAUUCUUUCAUUACUUGCAAUAUUCGAAAUAAAAACUAUCUUAAUUAAACAGAGCUUUGUAAGAAAUAAUUUUAUAACGAUAUACCAGAUCUGUUUCGCAAAUGUACGUGUCUAGUUUGAAAGUAGUGAGUAGCUGUAAUAAAUAUAUAGCGUAUUUAUAAGCGUGUCAGUCCGUUUAUAACUUCUAUAGUAUGUAAUAUAAUAUAUAUGGCUCUAAUCCAGUACCUAAAAUUUUUUCAAUGGUGUUAUAUUUUUGACCUAUUUUUUUAUUUUUUUUUUUUUUGCAUAACGAUAUAUUUUGCAAUUAUAAAAACCAACAUUUGUGGAUAUGUCACGAUAUAUAUACAUAUAUAUAUUUCACAUCCAAUAUAAUCCGUAUAGAAUAUCAGUUCUCAUCACCCUGCUUUGAUAUUUUUCAUAUUUCUAUGUUGAAUACCGAAACCCUGCAGUUUGUUAUAUUAUACUUUUUAAACAGCAUCGUAUUUAUAGUGUGGUGUGAAAGACAUUAUUUCAUAAUUAUCUUGUGUAAUUUAAUAUAUAAGUGAGACUUUGUUACAAAAAACAGCGUUAAUCUUUUAUGAAUGUGACCAGUGUGUUAGAUUCUUUUAUUUUUUACUUAUGAUAAAUUUGAUGAUAAAUUUGUUAGCUUAUAAGAAAUUUAAUAUGUAUAUAUAUGUAUAUGUGUAUAUGUAUAUACAUAUUGAAUAACAAGUUAUACGAUAUUCAUGAAUUGAAUGAAUUCGCUAAAGUUUGUUCAAAAUUUAUUGAUUAUUCAAUAUCAUUUUUUUUUUUUUAGAUAAACUAAGAUAAACUAAGGCAUAUUUUCUUUUUCAAACUUAUGAAAUGCAUCAACUAUUUUCAUACAUAUUUAAGACAAAGCUUAAGUUUACAUUAUGUCUUUAUAUUUAUGUUUUUCAUUUUCAAAAUUAACAAUAUAAUGAAAUAAAUAUUACAUGCUAUAAUAAAGGUCUUUUUUCUUCAAUGAUCUUGAUCAAUUAAUUGAUCUUGGACAAACUAUAGCUUAUACUUACACGAAUGUAUCUGAAUUUGAAAUGUUUUGGAAAAUUGAAUGCCUUUGCGUUGAUGCGGAUGAAUAUGACAAUAGCACAUGAUGUGAAUUAUAUUAAGAGUUUUCAUUCUGGCCUCCAAAAAAAAAAAAACUGAACUGUACGAUAUCGUGGGUGUUCAUGCAUUGUUCCACCUGUGUGAUUAUAUCGUUACUACAGAUUCUAAAGAUUCUCUAAUAGACAGCUAACAAUAGAAAUAAAUUAUGGUCCAUUGACCAGAGAAGAACAAGCAUCAAAUGAAGCAUUAACAAUUAAUAAAAUUAUGGAAGAAAGUAUA